AAAUCGUUGGGGCGUUCAGUUGGUAAAAGUGUUGCGUUGCGUAUGGUUUGAGCUGAAACUAACGCAAGUGUUUUCAAAUCACAAAACAUACAUAUAAUUGAAUAUAUUUUUUACGUUUGCUACACAAACGUUCAAAAGGAACUGUGCAUAAUAAGAUUAAAAAAUCUCCAGAGAUAUCUAUACAAUAAAAAUAAAUUCACUGGUGUAUAUAGCAGCUGUGUGUACAGCAAAAAAGCAACAAAAAGCUCUGGAAGAAGUGUUGGACAGUUAAAUAAAUCAACCACUAGAAGAUGUCACUGUUGCGUACUGUUUUGUUGUUGGCAUUCGGUGCCACCGUCGCCUUGGCUCAACGUCGUCUCGCAUUGCCGGAUCCACGCAGUUGCGCCAAUCGUGUACGCCAUGCCACGUACCGUGAUGCACGCGGCGUAGCGCACUCGUACUUCUUCAGUUGGGAACAUGCGCCGACGCGUAGUCUGGAAGUCGACUGGUUGGAUGCGCGCAACAUUUGCCGUCGCCACUGCAUGGACGCCGUCUCGCUGGAAACACCGCAAGAGAAUGAGUUCAUCAAGCAGCGCAUAGCGCGCGGCAAUGUACGCUAUAUUUGGACAUCGGGACGCAAGUGCAAUUUCGCUGGCUGUGAUCGUCCCGAUUUACAGCCACCAAAUGAGAACGGUUGGUUCUGGUCGGGUUCGGGCGCCAAAAUCGGACCCACCUCGCAACGCAACACCGGCGACUGGUCACACACCGGCGGCUACAAUCAACCACAACCCGACAAUCGUGAGGCUGCACAGGGCAACGACGAGUCGUGCUUGUCGAUUUUGAAUAACUUCUACAACGACGGACUCAAGUGGCACGAUGUGGCUUGCCAUCACUUGAAGCCGUUCGUGUGCGAGGACUCCGAUGAGUUGUUGAACUUUGUGCGUUCACGCAACGCUGGUAUACGGCUGUAAGGUAACUCCCCCCACUGGUUGCUAAGGAUGUGUCGAUUUUACUGUUGCUGGGUUUGUCAUGGUAUGGUAUGUAGUAACGUUUCUGGACGCAUGCUCGUUAUGUGGAUUGUGACUUGUGGCACGUGACAUUUGUUGCUGUUUUUGUUUAUGUUUAUGUUUUAUGAUUUAUUUGUAUGCUAAUUUGUAAAGUUUUUUGUUUAAGGCUUAAACGAUUCUUUCUCAAUUGGCUAGAAAUUUUCGAAGGUUUGAACAAAACACUGUUUUAGUUUUAGUUUAAGUGAAAUUUGAAAUUAAUUUAUGUUAAAAUUAUGAAUAAAAACGAAAAAAUAUAUUUGUUGAAAAUA
Messenger RNA from Zeugodacus cucurbitae (melon fly), 1294 nucleotides. RefSeq lists its product as uncharacterized. The transcript is spliced from 3 exons. The record is from RefSeq and is a predicted model, not a curated record. Lineage: Eukaryota; Metazoa; Arthropoda; Insecta; Diptera; Tephritidae. Bases 291 to 950 code for a protein of 219 amino acids.